AUGUUGCAGGAUCCAGUGGCAGACUGGCUUGGUUUGGGCGAGGGCUCCACGGACACCAGUCGAUUGCUCCAGUUGCAGGUGAACACCAAUCAGUAUGGGCGUACCUUCGAGGAUCGAACGCACACCUUCCUGGUCAUGGAACGGCCCGCAGAUGUUCCGGCCGAUCGACGCAUUGUGAACUACAACGUCCGUGGCCGACGCGGCAACAUUGUUCAAGUGUACCCAUCAGUGGAAUACGACUUCGUGCCGCAGGACCUGGUGGUGGAACAGGGUACCUUAUUGCACUUCCAAUGGACCGGUUCGGACGCCAACAACAAUGGUAAUGCUGGCAAUGGCCGGGCGGGGACAGAUCGCUCCAACUUGGUCCAGGUGAAGUCCCGGUCGGAGACCGUCCCGUUGCCCAUUGACCAGCACACGCUGCUGUUCGACGCCAGCUCCAACCCCAAUGACCCGGAAGGGCGCAGACUUGUUGACAAGUUUGCCUUCUUGGACCAGGACUCCAUCGUGACCUGCGACCCGGAGACGAACGAUCAGAAUUCGGAGACGAACUGCAAACAGCUCAACGGAGCUUCUGCCUACUUCGAUGGAGGUUUGGUGGAGAUGAA
Molecule: messenger RNA, 605 nt
Organism: Symbiodinium necroappetens
Lineage: Eukaryota; Dinophyceae; Suessiales; Symbiodiniaceae
Source: the annotation of a GenBank genome assembly